ACAGGGCUGGGUUUCACCUGAGCCCUAGGCUCCUGGGACGCAGGAAGGUUGAGAAAUCUACCCCCCUCCCCGUGUGCUCCAGGAAAGACAUCGCUGCAGAGAACCCCCUUGCCUGGGUGACCCCGUAACACAUGCCCCCUUGUUGGCCUGUGGCAAGGCCAGAUACCAGUCCUCCCAGCUCUCAUCCUGUGCCUCGCCAGCGGCUAGCUGGACUGUAGCCCCUGCUGCUCAACCAGGACAAAAAGCGCGGGUUUGACAAGGGGUCUGGGUGCAAGCUGAUGGGUGAUCUAUUUGGGGUUGUGAAUGAGCAGACAGUGGGGGUAGGAAUUGGAGGUAUCAGCCUAUUGGUGUUAGUGUAGAGCUGGUGGCCCUUUUGGGUGUUGAUUAGGAGGACUGUAGGGGUGUUAGUGAAUGGUGGGUGAGCAUGGGGUAGAUUAGAAAAUGGGGUCUCAUGGAAAUGAAUGGUUAGGGCCCCUGUAUGAUUAGGGAUUGGCCAUCCCUUGGGUGUAGUGAUGGAGGCUAGCAAGCCUGAGGGGGCUCUGUAAGAACAGUGACUGGGGCACUUUUAGGGUGAGUGGAUGGGUAACUGUAGAAAGGAGUUGGGACUCUGUGUUUGGGAUUUCACUGACUCCACUUCUAGUCAACAAAUAGAAUAGGCUCUGUCGAGAUUAUUGGGUGGGAGUGCGGGGCAUCCAGUGAGGGGUUUCGUGGCGUCAGUGUUGAGAAGCUUUUGGGAAUCAGUGAUGAGAGGCUGACCAUGGCUGGUGUUUGGGGCUGAGUGAGGAGGAGCCUGGAAUGAUCAGGAAUCAGGGGUCCUGUAGAUACCUGGUUGGGGGUGGGGCUGUGGAGAGACUUUGGAUUUCACUGAUGGAUACACUCCUGUGUCACCUGGGGGUUGAUGACUGGGGGCUUUGCUAGAGGAGUCACUGGGGAUGUGCAUGUGUAACUGAAGGUCCAGGAGGGACAGCCUGUAAAGUCAGCAGUCAGGGUCCUGGUGGGAUGAGGGACAAGUGGGGGAAGUGAUAGCGGGGCUUGUGGCGCUCGGUGACUGUGUGGUCUGGAGACUUGUGAGGGCUCUGUUGUGGUCAGUGAGUGAGGGGCUGGAGAAUUCUCAGGUGGUCAGUGUGGGUAAGUGGGAGCCUCUGAGUGCUUAAGUUCCGUCCAUGGGCUGGGGUGGCAGGGGGGUUCAGUCAUUCUGUGGGGACUUAUGUGUGAUUGAGGCUAUCUUUGGUGAUAGGACCUCUGGGAGUUGUGUUUGUGGGUUUGGGUGGGUCCCAGUGAGUGUUGGUCACGCAUUGGCUCAGGCAAGACUCUCACAUAGUGACUUCUGUUGAAUGACAUACUCUUUUUUGUUCUUUGGUUCUUCUCACCCAGCACAUCACGUUGUUGGUUUGUGAUGGCUUCUUUUACUGGAAUAUUUCCUUAUGUUCUCAGUGACCCCAUUGGCCCUAAGGUCCUCCCCCUUGCAGGCUGAGUCCCUGUGUCCUCCCCCAUCCCUGAAGCACCUUCAGCUCUGUCUAGCUCCAGCCCUCUUGAAUGUAGUGCUCUGUGAUGGGCAUGGUCUUCCCACAGCCUUCCGCUUCCUGCUCACUGUCUGCAGAGGGCAUGGGCUUUGCUAACUGAGCUGUGUAGGGUUCCUGAGCAUGUGGUUUUGAGCGAAGCCUUGUCUCAUCUCUUUCCAGCCCUCAGCCCAACUUGGGGUAGGUUGUAACUGCCUCAAGGGGGCUGGUGUUCUGGCUCUGCUCCUGUUAGCUGCCCUGGGGCAGAACCCGGCAGUUGGCUAACAUCCAGGCAUAAAUUUCUCUCUUCAUUUGUGGCUGACUUUUCACUAUGUCCAUUGGGACAUUGGAGACCCCCUCCCCUGUGCUUGAAUGAAACGGUGCCUUUAGACAAAGAGCUCUUGCUGUCCAUCUUGUACAGGUGCUAUACCCUCUCUUUGUUCAGCUUAUUUUUUGGAAAGGUGCCCGCUGACCUGUCCACCAUGUUCGGGCUUCCUCGUUAGCCUGUCAGCCUUUGGAGACCAAGCUCAGCAGCCAUUCCUGGACCCCAGGUAUGUUCUUAGGAAGGCAGUAACAUCUCUGUGCGAUUUCAUGCCUCUGAAGUCCCUGGCGCUUGUCUCCUCUCUGGUUGAAUGUAAGUGACCUGGUCCAUGAGCAGUGAAGGAAUUCAAGGUGCCAUGGCUGAGGAACAAGAAAACUCAUGUGAGAUAAGAAAGAAGAGGCCUCAGGACUAGGGGUGCUCUCUUAGUUUACAGACAUUUGACCAGAAGCCUCUCUCCAGAGGAUCAGGACAGAGAGGAGUCACAGAACGGAGCCGAUUUUCCAAGCCGCAGAAAAUGAUCAAGUCACAGAUCUCCUUUGAGGAUGUGGCUGUGGGCUUCACGUCGGAGGAGUGGCAGCUACUUAACCCUUCUCAGAAGAGCUUGUACAGAGAGGUGAUGUUGGAGAACUACAGCAAUCUAGUUUUCUUGGGUUGUCAAAUUAUCAAACCUGAUGCAAUUUUCAAGCUGGAGCACGAAGAGCCGUGGAUAAUAGAUGAAGAAGUUCUAAGUCAGAACUUUUCAGAAGAAGUCUGGCUAGAUAACAGUCUCAAAAUGUGGCACCAGGAUAAUCAAGACAAGCUUAGAAGUAUGGAGAGAGGCCAUGAAUAUGAUGUUUUUAGGAAAAUAUUUCAUUCAAGCAUUAACUUUGUUCAUUUAGGAAUGAGACCCCAUAAAUGUGGCACAGGUGAAAAAAGUCUGAAACAUCCUUUUGAGUUCCUUAUUCCAAAAAAUAACCGUAGAAGAAAGAAACUUGAUGAGCUCAAUAAGAAAUAUUUAUUGUAUGUCAGAGCUGAUAGAACCCAUGGUGAAAGGCCAUACUGUGAUUGCAGUAAAUGUAGGAAGACUAGCAGGACAGGGUCGUGGCCCAUUGCAAACCGCAGAACGCACCCAGGAGUCCAUUUAUGCUUGGAGUGCGGCAGCAUUUUCAGUAAGAAGUCACAGUUCCUCGUACACCAGCGGACGCACACAGGAGAGAAGCCCUACGGCUGCAGCGAAUGUGGGAAAGCCUUCUCCCAGAAGUCACUGCUCACUAUUCAUCAGAGGACUCAUUCAGGAGAAAAACCAUAUGGAUGUGGUGAAUGUCAGAAAGCUUUCAGUAGGAAGUCCCUGCUCAUUUUACACCAGAGGACGCACACAGGAGAGAAGCCCUAUGGAUGCAGUGAGUGUGGGAAAGCCUUCAGCAGGAAGUCGCAGCUCAAGAGACAUCAGAGAACCCACACAGUCGAGAAGCCCUACGGCUGCAGUGACUGUGGGAAAGCCUUCUCCCAGAAGUUAAAGCUCAUUACCCAUCAGAGAACCCACACAGGAGAGAAGCCCUAUAAGUGUAGUGAUUGUGGGAAAGCCUUCUUCUGGAAGUCACAGCUGAUUACUCAUCAGAGGACUCACACGGGGAAAAAACCAUACGCAUGUAACGAGUGCACAAAAGCCUUCAGCAGGAACUCGCUGCUCAUCAGACAUCAGAGGAUCCACACGGGGGAAAAACCCUAUGAGUGCAGCGAGUGUGGGGAAGCCUUCAUCAGAAAGCCACAGCUUAUCAAGCAUCAACUAACUCACACGGGAGAGAAGAACUACCAGUGCGCUGAUUGUGAAGAAGCAUUCUUUAAGAAGUCAGAGCUAAUCAGACAUCAGAAGACUCACUUAGGGGAGAAACCCUACGGAUGCGUUGAAUGUGGAAAAACCUUCUUUGGGAAGUCACAGCUCCUAACACAUCAGAGAACUCACACUGGAGAGAAACCGUAUGAAUGCAGUGAGUGUGGAAAGGCCUUCACCCAGAAGUCAAGCCUGAUUUCACACCAGAGGACACACACAGGAGAGAAGCCCUAUGAGUGCACAGAGUGUGGGAAGACCUUCAGUGAGAAAUCAAGCCUCAUUCAUCACCAGAGAACCCAUACUGGAGAGAAACCCUUCGAAUGUAGUGAGUGUAGGAAAGCUUUUGCCUGGAAGCCACAGCUUCUUAGGCAUCAAAGAAUUCAUACAGGGGAGAAACCCUAUGAAUGCAGUGAGUGUGGGAAGGCCUUUGUUCAGAAAGUGCAGCUCAUUAAGCAUCAGAGAAAUCACACAGGAGAGAAAACCUAUGGAUGCAGUGAUUGCGCAAAAGCCUUCUUUGAGAAGGCACAGCUUGUUAUCCAUCAGAGAAUUCACACAGGAGAGAGACCCUAUAAAUGUGGUGAAUGUGGGAAGUCUUUCACUAGAAAGUCUCACCUUAUGAGGCAUCAGAGAAUUCAUACAGGAGAUAAAUACUAUGGGUGCAGUGAGUGUGGGACUGCUUUCAGCAGGAAGUCGCAGCUCAUGAUUCAUCAGAGGACUCACGUCCUCUAGAAACCAUGUGAAUGCUGUGAACGUGGAAGAUUUACUG
This is a messenger RNA of Zalophus californianus (California sea lion), 4397 nucleotides long. Its product is annotated as zinc finger protein 605. Gene Ontology annotation, molecular function: DNA-binding transcription repressor activity, RNA polymerase II-specific. The transcript has 6 exons. The coding region runs from base 2336 to 4360 and encodes 674 amino acids. Lineage: Eukaryota; Metazoa; Chordata; Mammalia; Carnivora; Otariidae. Gene Ontology annotation, biological process: negative regulation of transcription by RNA polymerase II. The record is from RefSeq and is a predicted model, not a curated record.